GAGCAGCCCGGCUACCCACGCGUGUUCGCGACCCACGGAGCCCCCAAGCUUUCCUCCGGCGCCCGCAUCCUUCUAGCUCGAUCCUGCACUUGCACCCGCAUUUGCACCGGCCUUUGCUCCCGCAUUUGCACCCACAUUUGCACCCGCAGCCUCUGCCCCAAGCCAGGCGGCUGCCGGGUCGUGAGUCGGUGCCAUGCCCUUCCUCGGGCAGGACUGGCGCUCCCCUGGGCAGAGCUGGGUGAAGACGGCCGACGGCUGGAAACGUUUCUUGGACGAGAAGACUGGCGGUUUUGUGGGCGAUCUAGGCAGUUAUUGCAACCCGGAAGUUUUCAAUAAGGAAAACCUUUUCAACAGCCUGAACUAUGACGUUGCUGCCAAGAAGAGAAAGAAGGAUAUACUGAACAGCAAAGCCAAAACUCAGUAUUUCCAUCAAGAAAAAUGGAUCUAUGUUCACAAAGGAAGUACUAAAGAGCGUCAUGGGUAUUGUACUUUGGGAGAAGCUUUCAAUAGGCUGGACUUCUCAACGGCCAUUCUGGACUCCAGGCGAUUCAACUACGUUGUUCGGCUGUUGGAACUGAUAGCAAGUCACAAACUCACGUCCCUGAGUGGCAUCGCCCAGAACUUCAUGAACAUUUUGGAAAAAGUGGUACUAAAAGUCCUUGAAGACCAGCAGAACAUUAGGUUAAUCAGAGAGCUCCUCCAGACACUGUAUACAUCCCUGUGCACACUGGUCCAAAGAGUCGGCAAGUCUGUGCUGGUGGGGAAUAUUAACAUGUGGGUGUAUAGAAUGGAGACGAUUCUACACUGGCAGCAGCAGCUCAACAACAUCCGUAUCACCAGGCCCGCCUUCAAAGGCCUCACUUUCACGGACCUGCCUUUGUGCUUACAACUGAACAUCAUGCAGCGGCUGAGUGAUGGGCGCGACCUGGUCAGCCUGGGUCAGGCGACGCCAGACCUGCAUGUGCUCAGUGAGGACCGGCUGCUGUGGAAGAAACUCUGCCAGUACCACUUCUCCGAGCGACAGAUCCGCAAGCGACUAAUUUUGUCAGACAAAGGACAGCUGGAUUGGAAGAAGAUGUAUUUUAAACUGGUGAGAUGCUACCCACGGAAAGAGCAGUAUGGAGACACACUGCAGCUUUGCAGACAUUGUCACAUUCUGUCGUGGAAGGGUACCGACCAUCCAUGCACAGCCAAUAACCCCGAGAGCUGCUCUGUCUCCCUUUCACCCCAGGAAUUCAUCAACCUUUUCAAGUUCUGAAUCCAGCUCAUGACAGCACUAAAGAACAGUUAGUUUGCUCCUGCUGAUUGGAUAGAUUGGAAGACAGCAUUUCGACCGUUCAUUUGUAAAUAGUGUACAUUUUCAGCAUUGGCUCAAAACUU
Suncus etruscus (white-toothed pygmy shrew) is the source of this 1380-nucleotide messenger RNA. It is a transcript of the gene FBXO32, whose product is annotated as F-box protein 32. Gene Ontology annotation, biological process: protein ubiquitination. Gene Ontology annotation, molecular function: protein binding. Gene Ontology annotation, cellular component: nucleus; SCF ubiquitin ligase complex; cytoplasm. The record is from RefSeq and is a predicted model, not a curated record. NCBI's taxonomy places the organism in Eukaryota, Metazoa, Chordata, Mammalia, Eulipotyphla, Soricidae.